AGAGCUCAUCAGUCGUCUCCUGAUCACGCCCCGGAGUGUAGGUUGUAUCGUGCUCCUCUUCGUUGUUCACUACAAAAACUCAGCAAAAUGGCAGCCAAAAUUGUCGGAAAAUACAAGAUGGAAUCAUCUGAAGGAUUUGAUGAGUUCAUGAAAGCCCUCGGAGUGGGCCUGGUGAUGAGGAAGAUGGCUAGCACAGCGACUCCAAGCCUCGAGAUCUCAGAGAACGAAGGCACCUACACCAUGAAGACCGUCACUACCUUCAAGACCACCGAGAUCAGCUUCAAGCUCGGCGAGCCUUUCACCGAGACUACCGCCGAUGGCAGGGUUGUCCAGUCGACAAUCACCCUGGAUGGCAACACGAUGACUCACAAGCAAGUGGGCGACAAGGAGAAGAAUGAGAAGGACUCCAUUCUCACCAGAGUGUUCAAUGACACUGGAAUAGACAUGGAGUGCAAGGUGGACGACGUGGUGUGCAAGAGGAUCUACAAGAGGCAGGAGGAAUGAGUCUACGUCUGCUCUGUCAAACUAGUGGAUUUUUCUCCAUCAGUAAAGCUUCAGGCUUUAAGUUUUCCUAGUUACACCAAGUCAUUUUCUUAAGACGAAACCAUGAUUUCAAAAGCACCCACUUAUAUGUCAAAUUUCAUGCAUGCGAAUAUAGUUUCAAAAUAUACAUUAUUUCGUGUGCCUUCUUUACCAAACAAACGAUACGGUCAGCGGAUAAAGUAGCAUUUAAAUUUCAUUUGAACAUGAAUUAUUCAAUACCAAGCCGUCAGCCGUAAUAACAGUUUCUGUCAUUUGUUUACUAAUUUAAUACACAUUCUUCAAUAAAUGAUUUAAUUGUUCUUGAACUGUUGACCGUUUCUACUGAUGUUUAUGCUCAUGGACUCGAAAAUAGUUAAACUAUCGCAUGAAAUCUGCUAGCAUUUAGUCUUUUUCUUUAUAAUUGGCUGUAUCCUUCGACCGUCAACUGGUAAUAAGAAAUAAUAAUAUGC
Molecule: messenger RNA, 992 nt
Organism: Hyalella azteca
Lineage: Eukaryota; Metazoa; Arthropoda; Malacostraca; Amphipoda; Hyalellidae
Product: sodium/calcium exchanger regulatory protein 1
Exons: 4
Coding region: 88-504 (138 amino acids)
Biological process (GO): fatty acid transport
Cellular component (GO): cytosol; nucleus
Molecular function (GO): fatty acid binding
Source: RefSeq, a predicted model, not a curated record